Messenger RNA from Pollicipes pollicipes, 4270 nucleotides. RefSeq names its product GTPase-activating protein and VPS9 domain-containing protein 1-like. Gene Ontology annotation, molecular function: small GTPase binding; guanyl-nucleotide exchange factor activity. Gene Ontology annotation, cellular component: endocytic vesicle; cytosol. Gene Ontology annotation, biological process: vesicle-mediated transport; regulation of GTPase activity. Lineage: Eukaryota; Metazoa; Arthropoda; Thecostraca; Pollicipedomorpha; Pollicipedidae. The record is from RefSeq and is a predicted model, not a curated record.
UUGCCUUCAAGGAGACCUUGGGAAAGAGGCGCGGAUGAGACGUGCGGGAUCGGUCCGGCGACUUUCCGCUCCUGAUUCCUAUAGUGACAGUAAGAUGGCAACUCCCUACAUGGAGUUGUUAGAACUGUCCCAAUGUCUGAGAAAAGAAAAACUGUUUGUGGAGUCAGAAAAGGCACAGAUACAAGACUUGAACAAAAAGGUGAUGAAAGCUGUAGAGGACCUGUACCACUUGUCAUGGAUCACCCGCCAGCAACAGAUCAACCUGGAGGGACUGAUCUUGUCCCGGGCUGGCAUCACGCCAGCAGUCUGCUGCCGACGUGACUCGCACCUGCAGUCGGCACAGUUUGUGGACAGCUACAGACAGCUGGGGCCCAUUGACCCUUUCUACUCGGAACUGCUGCAGCAGCUGCGCAGCAACCCUGCGCUGGUGGCGCGCCUGCUGCUGUUCGGCGAGCGCUCCGACCCUGCCCAGGUCACCACGCUCGUCGACACCAUCUACUCGGGUGUCUACGGCAACUGUAUCCUGCAGGAGGACCAGCUGAGCGUGCUGCAGGUGCUGCGGCAGCUGAUGGUGACGCAGGUGGUGUGCGCCGAGGCACCGCAGCGGCUGCUACGGCGCGGCUCGUGCGUCUUCAGCCGCGUCUACAAGGCCUUCUGCGAGGGGCUGUUCGCCGCCAAGCUGUUCCUCACCGCCGCUCUUCAUCAGCCCGUCAUGCAGCUGCUCAUGGACGACGAGUGGUUCCUGGACAUCGACCCCAACAAGGUGGACGAGGGCCUGUCGGCCGAGGAACGGACGGCACGGCUGGGUCGGCCGGCGGUGGGCGGCGCCGACGGCCGCGCGCGCUACCACGCGGCCGUGGCUGACCGGCUGGCGCGGCUGACCGAGCGCUUCGUCACGCACAUCGCCGACAACGCUGCCUGCUUCCCGCCCAGCCUGUCGUGGGUGGUGCGCACCCUGUACCACCUGCUGGUCAGGGAGGACCGCUGCAGCGCCGACCAGGUGAACGCCAUCUGCGUAGACCUGCUGUUCGCGUUCUUCAUCUGUCCGGCGGUGGUGGACCCCGUGCAGUACGGCAUCCUGGAGGCCCCCGUCAGCCCGGCGGCGCGGCACAACCUGAUCCAGGUGGGCCAGAUCCUGCAGGUGCUGGCCAUGAACCAGUGGGAGGAGGUAGACCCCCGCCUGCGUCCCUUCUACGACAGGUUCGACAAGGGCAGCGUCUCGUCACUGUUGGGCUGCAUCCUGACUGGCGGGCCGCAGGAGGGCCCGCCCGCGGAGCAGGAAACGCGGCCGGCCGGACCGCUCCAGCACGAGAGCCGGCUGGUCGGGCUCAGCCGGUCGGCCGUGCUGAUCACCCGGGACCACCUAGACCACCUGGUGGGCCUGCUGCGCCAGAUGGCCGCCGAGACCUCGGAGCCGGCCGAGCAGCGGCUGCUGGUGCUGGUGGUGUCGCUCAACACGCCCGGCGUCUGCCCGGGCAUGGUCGGCGAGCUAAAGGCGCCGGCCGAGCCGGACGAGGCCGCCAGCCAGGUGUCCAGUUCGGGGCCCGAGCCGGCCGGCAAGCGCACGCGAGCAAGCCUCAGCCACGACGGCUCCAUCGAGGCGGCCAGCAACGUCAGCGACAGCGACGACUCGAGUCUGGAGGACGCCGAGCAGUACAAGGACGACAACCUCAGCGACAUGGUCUCGGCCAACGUGUCCGGACGGGAGACGCCCAACGUGUCCGGCCGCAACACGCCGUCGUCUCAGGUGACGGACGAGGCGGACACGCUGCCGAGCGGCGGCGAGCGGCCGGGCGGCGGCCGCGCCGCUCCGCACCCGCCGCCCGCCGCCAAGCCGCCGGCCACCGUCAUCGAGGACAAAUUCGGCAAGUUCAACAUCAAGCCACUCAAUGAAGGCGACGAGACGGUGUCGAUGGUGUCUGACACGUGGAGCACGGACGUGCUGGCCAGCGACACGGAGACGGUGGAGCAGGCGGACGCGCCGCUCACCUCGCGCCAGCUGCUCGAGCUCUGCACGGGCGGCGUCGGCCUGGAGCCCAGCGAGACGGCCUCGGAGGCCUGGAGCACCGACGUGCUGGCCUCAGACUCGGAGCGGGACCGGCUGGCCGAGGUGGACGCCGACGACUCGGCCAGCGUGGCGCGCUCCGACGACACAGCGCGCUCGGAACGCCCCGGGCAAGGCUCGGAGCCGGCGCUGCGGCCGGCCGCCGCCACCGGCGCCAUUCCCAAGUCGAUCAGCUUCGACAAGACGGCCGAGCGCGGCGACCGGCGCGCCGCCGACGAGCAGGCGCGCCGCGGCUUCUUCAAGAACCUCAAGCUGCCGUUCAAGAGCCGACGCAAGGGCUCGCGCGAGCUCGUCUCCGACAGGCUGGAGCGCGGCUCCGGGGACGGCCGUGAGGUCCUCGGCGACCGGAAGGGGGCGGAGUCGGCCGAGACGUCCGACGACAUCCUGGCCAAGUAUCGACGCAAGACGCCGGACGCGGCCGCCCAGACGCGCUCGGGCGCGACGCUGGUCGAUGGAGCGACUGAGGACGAGGCAGCCGCCGACCUGGUCCGCCUCACAAUCGACCCCAACAACGUGGAGGCGUCGUACGCCUUCUCCGACGCCAAGCGCAAACUGCGCCGCGUUCUGUCCGCCGCCAACGUGCAGACCUUUCCCUGGCGGCCGCAGCCGGGCCGGGACGAGUCAGGCGCGCUGCUGUCCUUCCUGCGACUCCAGCUGUCCGAGUACAUCAGCCUGCAGGACCACGCGCUGAUGGCGCAGCUGCACGAGACCGUGCGCUGCGUGUCGCUGUUCGACGCCGCCGGCCAGCUGGCGCUGCUGCGCUCGCUGCGAGAAGACUACAGCGGCCGCGCGCCCUACAUCGCCUACCUGGUCCGCUGUCGCGACGGCCUGCUGGACACGCUGGCGCACGUGCAGCUGACGGUGCGCCACGUGCGCCGCGACCAGACGGUCUGCACGCGCGCACUCGUCGACAAGUGCGUGCUGCUUUUCCUCGAGCGGCACAAACAGACUGUGCACCGGUUCCAGGCGAGCUUCCAGCAGGCGGCCGCCUCUGACGAGAAGACAGACCUGGUGGCGCGCUUCCUGGCGCACCUGGGCGACGAGCUGCUGCGGGACCCCGACUGGCAGGCGGCCGACGACCACCAGCUGCACCUGGCCCGCGAAGCCAUCGAACAAAUGGUCAUGGCGCAGAUCUACACGCUGGCGCUGUACCCAAACGGGGAGGCGGACGUCAGCCGCGACCAGGUGCUGACGGGCCACAUGCGGCGGCUGGCGCUGGUCGUCACGCCGGGCCACCCGGACCUUAAGAUACCCAGCGUCUAUCACUACGAACACCCGUGGCCGAGUGCGCAGGCCGAGAUCACCGCCCUCAACGCCUACAAGACGGCGCGCGACAAGGUGGCCUGCGUGACACGCUGCUGCGCCACCAUCAUGAACUUGCUGCACAUCGCCAACGAGCGCUCGGUGCCGGCCGCCGACGACCUGAUCCCGGUGCUGGUGUUCGUGCUGAUCAAGGCGUGCCCCAGCUCGCUGCUCUCCACCAUCCAGUACGUCAACAGCUUUUACGGCGACCGGCUGGUAGGCGAGGACCAGUACUGGUGGACGCAGUUCUGUUCGGCCGCCGAGUUUAUCAAGACCAUGGACUACUGAGCGGCGGCGGCGGUCGGCGGGGUGCCGCACCCGGCGGGUUGUUGACGCCAUCCGCAGGCCCGGUGUCCCCUGCCCCUCCCCCGUGGACGGAGCCGUCCACCCCUCCUGACGUCGUCCCGUGGCCGGGAGCGACCGUCACCGUCCGUUGUGCCGCGCUGAGCUGAAGCUUGAGGCCACUGUAGCGACAUCCGGUGCCAUCGCGCUGCGGAGCUGACGUCACGCGUACGUCCUGCGCGCUGAUUGGCCGGAUGUGACGUCACGGGCCGGCGCGCUUGACGCCGUUUGGUCCGCGGCUGGUGUGGCGCCGGCCCUGCCUUGCGUGUUGGCGGCUGUGCGCGGUCCGCCCGGCCGUGUUGGACCGGGUACAAAUGCGCCUCGCACAGUUGGGGCGUGCUUGCCACUGGAGGGCGGCGUUGCGCGGCCGGUGGGGUGGCGCGUGCUCCCGGGACGCGGUCGAGCACGGGAAGCGGAGAGACGAACGGUGGUUAAUGCAAGCGGCCCGAGGCUAAAGUAUGUGCAUUGUUGGUCGGGAAGGCUGGAGCUCGCGUCUAACGCGCUGUUGGCUGGAGCAUAUCGGGCUUUUCGCUCUGGUACAUUCUCGUGUACGGUUUGUAU